ACGAGCGGGACGGCAAUCUGCAUCGGAUGGUGUGGAGGUUGCUGCAUCGUUGUCCCCUGAACAGUUCACCGGAUUGUUGUUUAUCUUUAGUGCAUGAACAGGAAUAGUCGACUUUAAACUACUUUGCAAUACAGUAAAAGACUUGGCCGUCAUCAGAGCAUUUUGGAAAAUUGAAGAAAGCCGAGAUGUCAAAGACAAAGGGCCCAAAUGGAACUGGAGCAACCACGGACGGGGCACGGACAUAUCCGUUAGCCUGCUGCUAGCUUGAUCAAUUGGAACACGAGGAACUAUCAACUGGCUAUGACUAAUAACGAGGAAAGGAUAGUCAAAUUGUAGUCCAGAAGGAAUGGUUGAGAAUCAAUCAAAUGUUUUAGGUACGCAUUUUUUAUUGCAAAAGUAUUUGAAUGGAAUGGAUGCGGUCUGUAGAAUUGAUUAACAACAAUAGCUAGCCGGCUAGCUAGCUAACGUUACUUGCAUGUUGAAUUGGGAAGCUAUCCAGUUAGCCAAAUAACGUUACGUCAUCUGUACACUAGUUAACCAGGCAGGCAACUACAAUAAGGUGGAUGGACUGUCACCUGCGUGUGGGUGCUGGUGAAGUUAGUUGACUGGGUAGGCCAUUAUUCUUCCUUCAGCUUUUUUUCGACACAGUUUAGUAUUACGAAAUGACAAGUGAACAUGGGAGUGUUAUAGGACAGUGGAUAUAGUUAGCUACCGUUUUGGCAGGACAGUAGGAAAGAAGUGACAACCGAUAUCUCAGGUACAGUAACGUUGGACUACAAUGCAGUAGGUCUGACGUUCUGCAUUCGGACAUAGGGAUCUCUGGUUUUGCUGGACCGCUUGCUAACAAAAACUUUAUGACGCAGGCUCAGUUUAUUAUUUCAUUUUUGACUGACCACACCGGUCACAGUUUCCCUAAAGCUUCCACAGCCCUCAUACCAUGGCAGCGGUUGUCAACUACUCACCACCAUGGUGGGUGAACCUGCUACACCGACUCCCUCAUUUCAACCUUCAAUUCGAACAGACAAGCAGUGAUUUUCGCCCAGAGGACUCGUCAUAUCAACAGUCCAUCCUGCUGCUGGGAGGCGUGGCUCUAGCCUGCCUGGCCCUGGACCUCCUCUUCCUGCUCUUCUACUCCUUCUGGUUGUGCUGCCGGCGGAAGAAGAGCGAGGAGCAGCCCAACGCCGACUGCUGCUGCACCGCCUGGUGUGUCAUCAUCGCCACGCUCGUCUGCAGCGCCGGCAUUGCUGUUGGUUUCUAUGGGAACGGCGAGACCUGUGACGGAGUGAACAGGCUGACGUAUUCCCUGCGCCACGCCAACCGCACGGUGGCAGGAGUGCAGAAACUGGUAUCAGACAGCACGGGGUCCCUGAAGCAGACGGUGGAUGGCAGUCUGGGGCAGCUGGAGGGCCAGUACGCCAAGCACACAGACUACCUGUCCAUCAUCCAGAAGCUGCAGGGCCAGCUGGACGAGCUGGUGAGGCAGAUGGUGGAGAUCCCCUUCUGGGACAACAGAGAAAUCUCCCUGGAGGAGCUGGCCGUCAACAUCGAGCUCUACGACUGGUACAGGUGGCUGGGCUACUUGGGCCUGCUGUUGUUCAACAUCCUCAUCUGCCUGCUGGUGCUGUUUGGCCUCAUUCGCAACUCCAAGGGAACGCUUAUUGGAGUGUGUCUUCUGAGCAUGCUGGCUCUGGUUAUCAGCUGGGCCUCCCUGGGUCUGGAGUUGGCUGUUUCUGCCACUUCCAGUGACUUCUGCGUUGCUCCUGACAUGUUCGUCACCCAAAUGACAGAACAGUAUGGAGUGCUCAAUAAAGACAUUUUGCAGUACUACAUGAGAUGCAGUGUGGACCAAACCAACCCAUUCCAACAGAAGUUGUCCGGGAGCCACAAAGCCUUAGUGGAGAUGCAGGACGACUUGUCUGAACUGCUUCACUCGGCCACCAGAGAGUACCCCCAAACUAAGGGGAAUCUAGAACAGAUCCAGGGGGUACUGAACACCACAGAGAUUGGCCUGCAUCAGCUCACUGCCCUGGUGGACUGCCGCAGCCUGCACAUGGACUAUGUCCAGGCUAUAACAGGGUUGUGUUAUGAUGGACUAGAGGGCCUGAUCUACCUGGUGUUCUUCUCCUUCGUCACGGCUCUCAUGUUCAGCUCCAUCGUCUGCAGCGUGCCUCACACCUGGAACAACAAGAGGAACGAGGCGGACAGCGAGGAGGAGUCCAUGGCCCACGGAGGCAGACUGCAGAACCAUGACAACCUGUACCGGGUCCACAUGCCCAGCCUGUACAGCUGUGGCAGCAGCUACGGCAGCGAGACCAGCAUCCCUGCUGCAGCACACACCGUCAGCAACGCCCCCGUCACAGAGUACAUGACCCAGAAUGCCAAUGCCUUCCAGAACCCGCGGUGUGAGAACACUCCACUGAUAGAGAGAGAGUCCCCUCCUCCCUCGUACACCUCCAGCAUGAGGGCCAAGUACCUGGCCAACAGUGGGCCGGGUCCCAGUACCUCCACACCCAUACCUCCACAGCACCCAUCACAGCACCAAGAACACGACUCGGCACACCACUCACGACAGCACACUCCACACCGCCCACCACUUCACCCUACAGCACAGCUCUAGACAACACCGGGGCGUGACCCACCUACAGACACACCAGUGUGGAACCACCUAGCCUCUGGAACCUCUUCUCCAAUGCCCUUCAACAUUUCUGUGACAUCAUCUCCAUUCCCAUCCAGUCUACAGUCCAGAUCUGCUUUCCUCUUCACCCUUACUAGCCCUCUCCCCCAGCAACAACUUCAAACAUCGGGGCCAAAUAUGUAUUGAUAGCAGAGCUUAGAAAGGGAUAUGCAAGGCAGACGCAUCAUGUAAAUAGUGCUGUCGUCAUUACAAUGUUUUCCGGAGGCUCUUUCAUGAUGUUUCCAGAUGACCAGUCUGGGCUGGCCCACAUAGAGCAGAGCAGCUAGCCAGUGCAUUGUGAGGGCCAAGAGGAGGUUAUUUCCAGCAUUGUGUGAUCGCUGUCAUUGGCUUCAUGGGCUGCUAUUGGACUGACUGAGUGGUGGUCCUUGUUCCCCUGCUACCCCCUACCACCGCCUCGUCUCUGUGCUGGGCCAUCCUCAUGUGGCCCAGGGACAAUACAGACUAAUGAGGCAACUGGCCUCCAGCUCAUCAUGAAUGAUCUCUGCUCCUUUUCCACUCCUCUGUCUGCUCAGUCCACCAAAUAUCAUCUUGAACUGAAUGAUAAUGUCUAAUGUGAGGAUAUGUUGCUCAAACAACAUCUUUGCUUUUAUUUGUCUGCCACUUUUGGGGUCUCCCUGUGUUUGAUAUUGUAUGAAGGAGAUAUCCACAAUCAAAUGUCCAUGUUUACCACUGCAAAAACCGCUAGUUAUGGUGCUGUGAAUGUAGUGAAGGAGAGAACACCUGAAUAGAUAAUGAAACUAAACUGCCAUUGCUUUGGUGAGGACUGAGAGAGAAUGUCUAGGCUAGCACUUAUAACUAUUGAUAGUGAUUUUGUUCAAUAUGUUGCUACGUACUGUACUCUCUCGUUGCUGUAGGAGAUGUUGAGCAAUGCCUUACACAGAGAGCUGUGGAAAGGCCUAGCAACUACCGUUCCCUCACACCCUUUACAGAACUAGGCCUCUGUCAUAGCAAGUUGUGAUGCAGGCACAGUUCCUCAAAGGUUGGAUGUACCGCAACAAUACUAAGGAAAUGAUAUGUCUUAAAGACAAAGACCAGUGUUUCUCAAGCAUUCCGUGUGAGUGUUCUUCAUCAUAGUGAAACAUCUCAGUUCCUCAUGUAAUCCUGUUAUCUGGAGGACUUGCAACACGACCAGUAGAACGCCUGAUCCAAGAAAGGGCAUUAACAUCAAUUGUAUUAUCCUGUCUCUUAAUACGUGUCUGACGAGAUCACAUUGACAUAUCAUUACUACUGCCUAACAAGCUGAAAGACCACUUAUUUCUGAUCUAGGUAGACAUCAGCUUGUUAUUGCAUUUGUCUUAAAUCUCAGUUAUCUUAUUUCAUAAUGUCUUACAGUAGUAGGUCUAUGACUGGAAAAGACUGGGACCUCUUAACUCUUAAAUUAGUCCUGACCUGCAUGCUUGUGGCUGUUGUUCCCCCCCAGAGGGAGGUUUGCCAUUGGAGUGUUACAGUAUGCCACUAUUCCAGAAAAAUUACUGAAGCUACAUGGAUUUUGAACUGUAGAGUUUUGAUGUGAAAAACUGGAGUUCAUUUGCGAUUCCAGCGUCUGCUCUUGGAUGAUGUGAGCUGAAAAGACUGAUAAAGGUCACUAAAGAAGAGGAGCUAUAAAUGGUGGGACCCACUGUCCUCUCAUCAAUACCACAGACUGCUGUUAUCAGAACUGUAAUUCUCAUUACAUUGAAGAGUUUGGUCAAUUGAGAAUAUGCUUAGCAAAAUGUUCACGUCUAUGGUAAGGUUUUGUUCCCAAACAGAAGACUAUUCAGACAAGGGAAAGGAAACAUUUUUAAACUAACGGAAGCACAUGCUUUUUUUCAACAGACAGCUGAGGACUGGUUCCUGAUUGCUGACAGACAAAACUAAACUAAACAGAAGUUUUCCUCCACCAUUAUAAGACUCUCGUUCAAAAUAUAAUUUGCGGUGCUCUUCUAUUAGCCAAAUAUCUUGUGCUAGUGUUGGUGUUCCUCUGCGUACAGUGGUCGGUGUGUUAGCUUGCCGUCUCCUGUCCUCCCAACAGAUCUGGAAAGCAGCAGCUAGUCCACUCCUAUCUCCGACCGCCUCGCAACGUUCUCCUCUGCUGAACCCUAUGGAUAUAGUCACAGACUGUAACAUCACAUUAUAUCCAGAGUGUCUGGAGGCUGUGUACAUUAAUCAGUAUGUAUUUUCUCUCAAGGGGUGUGGAAUACAUGUAUUAUAGUGUACAGUUAUGCAUGUUACAACAGCCAACAGAACUGCAAAAUUGACAUCCUAAUGCACCAGCAUUUCAUUGUCACAAAAAUGUGUUUUAGCAUAAAGAACUCUUUUGGAGAAAAAAAAAUGAAAACUGCGGGAGUUGUUUCACAAUGGGUAAAUUGAAGAAAUCCUGUAGUGACACAGGUUCAUUUGUACCAUUCACCUUUUCAGUAAGAGCAUCCUACGGUUCUGUGGACUCCUAAAGCAUGGUGACCCUUCAAAUGUAUAGUGAAAUAUUGUUGUACAUUGUUGCUACUGACGCUUCUCUUGGCGCCUCUUCGUUCUGCAUUGUAAUCAAUAUGAGAGGUGUGUUUCUUUCUUCAGACUGUGCCAAUAACCAAACACAACACCUUACCUUUACUAUUAUAUUUUUAAAUGUCUCACUAACGCCUGUUUGUACAGUUCACAGCACUGUGGUUGCCUGAGCAACCAAAUGAGGAAAAUGAGCCCUACAUUUUGAACUUGUUGUUUUAUUCUCUGUGUGUGAAAGACAAUUUAUUAUAGUGAUGAUGCAUUUUUACUGUUUUGGAGUAGUCAUAUUUUCUUAAUUAAUGUUGUAAUGCUAGACCAAUGUACAGACUUUAAAGGGAUACUUUGGGAUUUGGCAAUGAAGCCCUUUAUCUACUUCCCCAGAGUCAGAUGAACUAAUGGACCACCAUGUGUAUGUCUCUGCAUUCAGUAUGAGUUAGAGGUAGUUUCGCAAGCCAAUGCUAACUAGCGAUAGUGCAAUGAGUGGAAGUGUAUGGUAUCUACUAGCAAUGGUGCUAAUGCUAGUUAGAAACUUCCUUCAAACUGCACGCAGAGACAAAAAUGGUAUCCACGAGUUCAUCUGACUCCGGGGAAGUAGAUAAAGGGCUUAAUUGCCAAAAUCCUGAAGUAUCCCUUUAAAACAUGUUUGCUAAAUGAGCUGGUGAAGUUGACAUUUCCUUUCUCAUUGUGAUGAAAUCUCUUUGCUUCAUAAAAAAAAAAAAAGUAAUUUACCAUUGAUUAUUUUUUGUGUUCGUUGCAUAUAUUACCGUGUGUAGCAAACACAAAAUGUUUGUUUCUUUUAUGUGAAUACAAUUUAGUUUUUGUCUUUCAUUGCUUUGUUUUGAUAACAUUUCACUGUAGAUUUACUCAUUGUUUUUAUAUUAUUUUAAAGCAAUUACAAAAAUAUUGUACAUGUUAAACCUGUGGUUUUAUUGAGCUUGAACUCAGUGUUUUGAAAUUAAACCAACCUUAACUGUUGAA
Coregonus clupeaformis (lake whitefish) is the source of this 6151-nucleotide messenger RNA. RefSeq names its product protein tweety homolog 3-like. Gene Ontology annotation, molecular function: intracellularly calcium-gated chloride channel activity; volume-sensitive chloride channel activity. Bases 938 to 2617 code for a protein of 559 amino acids. The transcript is spliced from 14 exons. Gene Ontology annotation, cellular component: plasma membrane. Lineage: Eukaryota; Metazoa; Chordata; Actinopteri; Salmoniformes; Salmonidae. The record is from RefSeq and is a predicted model, not a curated record.